AUGAAUAUUUACAAUAAAUUAUCCCUCAGGUGGUUGCAUGGUAUAAAAUUGAAACAUCUGCCCUUGCAAAGUGUCGGGAGUUGUACUUCCGCUUAUAGAAUCUCACGCUAUAACAAUCACAAAGCUAUAGAUAGCAUUUUUAGUGGCUUAAAUGUACACUUGUCACUAUAUACACACAAUUACUGCACACAUCCUAAAUUUACAACAUCAACUACAGCAAAUAUAUCGAAUAGUAGACCUAACUCAUGCGACAAAGGCGGUAUCGCCGUGUCGUACAAACAAGUAGUGGUCAACCCUCAGAGUUUGGAGGAGGCUAAACGUACGAUCUCUCAGCUUGUGGCUAAUGAACCACGACUAUUGCUGAUAAAGGGGACGCCGGAAGCACCAAUGUGUGGAUUUAGCGCGCAGGUAUUGAGGGUAAUGGAAGCGAAACAACUAAGCUAUGCGUUUGUAGAUGUUUUGUGCAAUGAAUAUGUGAGGCAAGGAGCCAAAGAGGUAUCUAAUUGGCCCACAUUCCCACAAGUGUUCGAGGAAGGUGAAUUUGUGGGUGGAUGUGACGUAGUGACCGAGAUGUAUACUAAUUUUUAG
Babesia microti strain RI is the source of this 588-nucleotide messenger RNA. Its product is annotated as Monothiol glutaredoxin-S11. The transcript is spliced from 2 exons. NCBI's taxonomy places the organism in Eukaryota, Apicomplexa, Aconoidasida, Piroplasmida, Babesiidae. The record is from RefSeq and is a predicted model, not a curated record. The coding region runs from base 1 to 588 and encodes 195 amino acids.